Acanthosepion pharaonis is the source of this 573-nucleotide messenger RNA. Lineage: Eukaryota; Metazoa; Mollusca; Cephalopoda; Sepiida; Sepiidae. The record is from the annotation of a GenBank genome assembly.
AUGUCUAUCUAUCUAUCUAUCUAUCAUUCUGUUCAUAACUAUCUAUCUAUCAUUCUGCUCAUUUAUCUAUCUAUCUAUCAUUCUGUUAUUGUUAACUAUCUAUCUAUCUAUCAUUCUGCUCAUGUCUAUUUAUCUAUCAUUCUGUUCAUAACUAUCUAUCUAUCAUUCUGCUCAUGUCUAUCUAUCUAUCAUUCUGUUCAUAACUAUCUAUCUAUCAUUCUGCUCAUGUCUAUCUAUCUAUCUAUCUAUCAUUCUGUUCAUAACUAUCUAUCAUUCUGCUCAUAUCUAUCUAUCUAUCUAUCUAUCUAUCAUUCUGUUCAUAACUAUCUAUCUAUCUAUCAUUCUGCUCAUGUCUAUCUAUCUAUCAUUCUGUUCAUAACUAUCUAUCUAUCAUUCUGCUCAUGUCUAUCUAUCUAUCUAUCUAUCUAUCAUUCUGUCCAUAACUAUCUAUCUAUCAUUCUGCUCAUGUCUAUCUAUCUAUCAUUCUGCUCAUGUCUAUUUAUCUAUCAUUCUGUUCAUAACUAUCUAUCUAUCAUUCUGCUCAUGUCUAUCUAUCUAUCAUUCUGUUCAUAA